Messenger RNA from Linum trigynum, 1311 nucleotides. The record is from the annotation of a GenBank genome assembly. NCBI's taxonomy places the organism in Eukaryota, Viridiplantae, Streptophyta, Magnoliopsida, Malpighiales, Linaceae.
AUGCAAAUGCAACACCAGCACCAACUGCCGCCGCCGUCGCCGCGCCCAACGACUCCCACCGCCGCCGGCAAGGACAACGGCCGCAGACCCACCAACAUCUCCGUCCUCCUAACCAUCUCGCUCUUCUCCCUACUCUUCAUCUUCUCCCUCUCAUCCUCCUCCCCCAAUUCCGCCUCCUCCUCCGCCCGUACCCAACCCGACCCGCGCCUCUUCCCGACCCGGCAGCCCACCUUCUCCAAAAUCCCUUCCGAUCCCGCCCCGCCUUCCGUCGCCUACCUGAUUACCGGAUCCAAAGGCGACUCCGGUCGGAUCCUCCGCCUCCUUUCCGCAGUCUACCACCCGAAAAACCGCUACUUGCUCCACCUCGACCUCUCCGCCCCGCCGUCGGAGCGGGACAGGCUGGCCCUGGCCGUCGAAUCGGUCCCUGUUUUUCGGGCCGCCCAGAAUGUGGAUGUGAUUGGGAAACCGGAUUUUACUUACCGGAGAGGGUCGUCGCCGGUUGCGGCUACUUUACACGGAGCUUCUCUGUUGCUGAAGUUGUCAAAGAAUUGGGAUUGGUUUGUCAGCCUGGGAGCCGCCGAUUACCCUCUUGUGACCCAAGAUGAUCUACUCCACAUUUUCGCCUACUUGCCCAAAGGUCUCAAUUUCGUGAGUCACAGUAAUUACAUUGGCUGGAAAGAGUCUAGAAGAUUGAAACCAAUCAUUGUUGAUCCAGGGCUUUAUCUGGCCGAGAAAAGCUACAUGUUCCAUGCCACACAGCGGCGACCGUUGCCUACUUCUUUCAAGCUAUUUACAGGCUCUUCCUUCUCAUUUCUCAGUCGUAGCUUCGUCGAGCACUGCAUCCUAGGUACAGACAACCUCCCGAGGAUCUUGCUGAUGUACUUCUCAAACACAAUGUCUUCCAUAACCAGCUACUUCCCCACACUGCUAUGCAACUCUCCUCAAUUCAACAGGACGGUCAUAAACCAGGACUUGCAGUACAAAAUCCUGGAUCAGUCCUUCAGGCAGGAGCCCCGUGCCCUAAACUCCACCGACUUUGAUGCCAUGAUCAAGAGUGGAGCUGUAUUCGCCACCGAGUUCCAGCCUGACGAUCCGGUGCUUGACCGGAUCGACAGUGACGUCCUUGGGAGAAGCGCUAGGGAAAUUGUGCCUGGUGGUUGGUGCUUAGGAGACCCUGCGAACGGUACAUGUUCGGUUUGGGGGGAUGCCAAUGUUCUGAGACCUGGCAAAGGAGCGGCGAGGCUCGAGAAGCGUAUUGUUGAAAUGCUGUCAAAUAGACGGUUCCGGUCUCAGCAGUGUAUAUCUGAAUGA